AUGUCACACCUGCAGUACUUCUCCUACCCUGGCGUUGGCGAACGCAACCGCCAAAAAUUCAAAUACAGCCAGGCCGUCCGCAUCGGCGACAGGAUCGAAUGCGCAGGACAAGGCGGCUGGAACCGCGAAACUGGCGAGUUCUACAAAGAAACCAAUGCGCAAAUCGACCAAGCGUUCGCGAAUGUUGAAGCAAACCUGAAGCACGCUGGUGGGGAAGGAUGGAGCCAGGUGUUUCGAGUAAAUAGCUACCAUGUGCCUAUUAAUAAUGAAGCGUUAGAGGCAAUGGUCCGCAAUUUCCGGAAGUACAUGCCGAACCACGAACCAAUUUGGACAUGUGUGGGCUCGCCUGCAACUUUGGGAAGCGUGAGGGUGAUUACUACAGUUACACCUUCGGGCUCUCCACAGCUUCUUAAGGGACUGCAUACCAGCAAUGGACAUUCCUUUCGCUUUGGUGUCUACGAACAUAUCGUCCACAGUAUGACAGCGCCCAAAAUAAAUGUGACUGGCAUUCCUACCCAAGCACGCGGCGGCAACAAGGGAACCCCGACACCGCACGAGGUUUAUAUUUCAGCCUGUUAG
Aspergillus nidulans FGSC A4 is the source of this 579-nucleotide messenger RNA. Its product is annotated as RidA family protein. NCBI's taxonomy places the organism in Eukaryota, Fungi, Ascomycota, Eurotiomycetes, Eurotiales, Aspergillaceae. Bases 1 to 579 code for a protein of 192 amino acids. The transcript has 7 exons. The record is from RefSeq and is a predicted model, not a curated record.